GCUCUUGUUCUACUACAUCAAGUUAAAUCUUCAUUUUCUCUGGUCUAGCAAGAUGACAUGGACAUCUCCUGCAGACGCCAUGCCAUGGGUGGGAUUGUAUAUUUGUCUAGCAUCUCUGGUUUGCACUCUAGCAAUGGUAGCAGAUGUUUUUCGAGGCUUUGGACAAUGGAAACUCUGGUUUCCAUGCAGAUUUUUCACUAUCAAUGCUGCUUCUAUCACGCUGAUAGCAAUAACAACAAAGCUACUAGUCGAUCUGAGCACCAACGUGUCUGACAAUCAUGAGAAUAUAGCAAAGUGUGUCAGCAUUAUGUUCUUGAUCACCAUGUUAGCCAACUUUCUCCCAUCUUUAGGGCUUAUGAAUGACAAGGAACUUCUUCUGAAUACGGUGGCCUUGUGUAUCCUCAUACUUACCAUUAAUGUAAAUAUGUGGAUUCAAGUUAUUGUUGCUCAGUCGAGUUUGGUAAGCUGGACAACAAUCCUUUUAUUGAUUCUUUUAAUUCCAUGGCCAUUUUCGGUAGCCCUGACAGUGUCAGCAUCUAGAAGAGCAUUACAACAACGAUACAAGGAGCUGCACAGUUUAGCUUCUAAUCGUCAAGAGAUAAAGUUCUCCAGCAAAGGGCUCAAACGUUAUGUGAAGCAGUAUUGGAUGAUGGCAGACACGGGUAACCCCCAAUUUGUAAUUGCUUGUUCAGCGGUGUCUUGUGCUUUUGGGGAUGUAUGCUUAGUCCUUGCUUUCAAUUCAGUUAUAAUUUUGGUCAACCAGUUUGUUGAUAUAUCAAAUUUUCAGAAUUAUGAUUCAGAUUAUAAGUGGUCAGUCAAUGUGAUUAUUACCUUGCAAUCAUUAGGGGUGAUAUUAGGUAGUAUAGCACCAAUUUUCAGAUGUUUAACUACCACAGGUCAUUUCAACCUCUCCAUGAAAUGGAGUAAGCAUCAUAUAAACGUGUUCCGAGUCGAGAAGCAUUGGAUCCAAACACUUCAGCUGUGGAAAAGCAGCCCUGUCCCUACGCAUAUCCCAGGUUCCCAUUGCAAGAAGGUUUUCCAUAAAAUCCGAAACUUGAUUUUAAACUUUUGUAUAGCACUUCAGAUAACGAUCGUAGUUAUAUGUAAAACGGAAUGUCUUAUUCCCAGAUUUUUUCUAAUCUUAUUCUCUUAUUGUUACCAUUUCGGUAAGUCAUACUUGAAAAGGUUUAACGAAGAACCAAAUGCAUCUAACAGCAAUGUGGUAUUAGAUACGGAAGAAUAUACCGGUUAUGUCCUGCAAAUUGAACCGGAUGCGAAGCUUUCAAAGAGAAUAUUACGAAAUGCGCUCAACUCUAUAACUCGACUUCUUCAAGAGUCUGAAAAGAAAGAGCCAAGGAAGCUUAUGAAGCUUCUAGAGAAAUCUAAAGGAUUCAUUGGCAUAGUAGAGUUCGACAAUGAUCAAGUUCCACCACUACAUCCAGAAGAAGUGCAGAACUGCUGGAGCCUAGUAGCUGUAACAUUAACUACCAUUGCUCUUGCGCUUCCUGAUAUUGCAAACUGCCAUGUCAAGGGGUUGCUUUCAAGUAUGAAGGAAGGUCUUCAAUUUGUGAGACAUGUGGAAGAAAGCCUCAAUGCAAAUGAUGAGCUGGUAAAGGCAAGAAAAGCAGCUAGACAUGUGUGGACAGACGUUGAAGUAUACUGCAAGUGGCUACAAAUUGAUCUUCAAAAGAAAGCUCAUAAAGGAAAAACAUCAAAGGAGAUUCUUAAAUGGUUGGGUGAUGAAGCAGCAAAAAUUGUGAUACAGUUCAAGACAAGGAAAAAUGUAUGUCUGGAUCACUCACUUCGUAAGUUCAUUGCUGCGAGUUCCAUGUAUAGAAUCAGCCAAACCAUACUGCUUCAUUGCAAUGAGCAAGAAAACUGGCCAACAGAUGAUGAACUCUUUGAGUUUAUAUCAAUCAUAAUCGCAGAUCUGUUAUGUGCUUGCUUUACCAACUUACCUCGUGUCAUAACUAUGAAGUGUCAUGACGAUGCAAUAGAGAAAAGGGAGGAGAGCAUCCAAAUUGCAGCUCAGCUUCUUGGUAGAUCCAAAAAGAUCCUGAAAAUGCUUAAAAAGCGUCAACUUCCCAACUUAGACAUGGAGUCGAUGGGGUACAUUGAUAAGUGGCAUGCAUUAUCAAGGAGUCAGAUACCCAAUUGUUGUUUUUCUUCUGCCAGGAGUCAACUAGCUUUUUCAAGUUCUAGUGAAUCUUUGGUAGUAACUAUUAUUUGACUAGUAUGUGUAUUUGAAACAAGAAUUGUGGUUUAUACUUAAUGUGAAUGAUGAAUUUCUUUAAACAUAGUUAAAAGCUGUAUGUGUGCAUUCAGCACCUCUCCCGCUAAGUUUAUGAUGCUACUAUAGUUUUUGUGGAAAACAAAGACACUCAUUGCUGUCUCAAAAACAUAUGAAAAAUAAGUUUUACACUACUAGAAACUUGAGUUUCAGCUACAGAUUCAGAGAGGGAUUUAUUCUGUAGAAAAUUUUUGGCAUAUAGACAGGGAAUUGCGAGAGAUCUGCGAUGGUUUAAACAAGUAUUUUAUUUAUUCAAUAUAUAGCAUAUUAGAGAGGGUUUAGCAAGGGAUAAGCUACGGAUCUUACAAGUAUUUAUCGACGCACCCUUGUUCCUCGGUGAUCGGUGGAAAACUAAGUCAUUUGGCGAGGGUUCAACGAGGGAAAAAAAAUCGUCGACUUUUUGCCAUCUGGUAUGUGUUUAGCGAGAGAAUACAGACGGAGCAUACACACGCUAUUUUUUUAAUUGACGGUCUCUCGUAGAAAUUGGUGAAUCCAAUUCCAGUUUCACAGAGUUUGUAUGACGACACCAUGGACCUUGCAGCUUCCCAAUCCGACAGCCUCCACAUUUUUAAAAUCUAAAAUUAUUCUUCGUUAACUUCCGAUUCAGAUAAAUUUCUUGAUUUUAUUUGCUUUAGUCAUAUAUUAGGUUAGGUUUGGUUCAAAUCCACACUAUAUUACGUUAGGGUUUAAUUUCUCAAUUUUUUCCCCUUUUUCAAUCAUCAUUCCUCUUAUAUCCAUUGCAUCUAUAUUAGAACAAAUACUUAGAAUUAGAACUUGAUAUAGGGCUUGAUUGGUUGCUUUAGUCAUAUAUAAGCCUGGUAGCAUAAGUUUUGUGCAUCAAAGCUUCACCCUGAACCUCUCCUGUCAUCUAUGUACAUGCAUCCAUAAGCUCUGUAACAAGCCCAACAAUAUGAAAUUAUCACAUUUUUUAUUCCCUUGAGAAAUUAUUCUAUUUGUGUUUUUACUCAAAUUAUCCUCAGGUUGCACUGCAUCAUAAAUAUAAAUAAUAGAACUUAAUAUAACAUAUCUUACUUUAACUAAAUCAGAUGCAAGAAACAUAAAUAAAAAAAUGUGAUAAUUUUGGUUACUUUACAUACUAUUUGUUUCACAGGUGCUUGUCCUUUUGUGUAUGACAAGCACUUCUAUACGUAUUUUUGUAGAUAGAUCAAUAGAAGGGUGACUCUAAUGGCAGCUCUACUUAUGUAAUCAAGGUGGAACUGUUCGCAGAUAAGAAUCUUAUUGGUGCCAACUUGAAUGACAUGUAAGAUCCUUAUGCAAUCGUCACUUGUGGUACAAAAAAGCACUUUAGAAAUGGUCAUUUUUAUGGAUGUUGAUCUGCAACUAAAUGGUUCCUGGUUGAAGAAAUCCAAUGUGGGGAGAAGAAUUGGAUUUUUCUGUGGAUGAACUUCCUGUAAAGGUAAGCUUAGUUGUUAUCCACACAACAAUUUACACAAAUAGCAAUGUACUUAUGUUGGUUUGUUUAUUAUAGCAUAUAUAUUUUCUUAUAUUUGAAAAAAAAAACUACCCAAUUAUAGCAAUGCCAUCCAAAUACAAAAACAACUUUGAAUGCUAUAACUCGGUAUAUUUUUCAAAGUAAAAUUACUUAAAUACCCUUAUUACCUUUGUUGGUUUAGCCCUCUCCCUAAGAAUGUUCUGAUAGCACGAGCAAUUAUAGAUGAUGCCAUUUGGUUUACAUUUCUUGAAGGGUAACCAGCAAAACACGCGAUUUCAACAGUGAAAUGCAUAUCUAGAAUCAACUACAAUGAAAAAAAAUGUAGAAUUUUUACUAAAUAUGUUGCUAUUUCUUGCAUUUAGUCCUUAAUUAGUUACCUGUUGUAAUCCUUGUGGCUGAAGUUUUGCCACUUCAUUUUCUAAAACACCCCAAAAAUCCUCUUCAUUAGACAUCACCCACAUUACAACAGUUUCAGUUAGCCUUGCAAGCAACACUUUCUGUAUCUUUUCUUUCCCAAGUAACACAUCUCCAGGACUGUUGUUAACUACUGCAGCUUCCGAAAUAAUGCCUGCAUAAACACAACAAUUCCCAAAAUAAAUAAGUGCAAAUUUGUAAAACUCAAAAGCAUGUAGCUUGUUUAGACAAAAAUUCUUCCAUUAAAUUACCUGGAAGGGCAAAGAAGGCAAAGGAUCAGAAUUCCAACUAACAUCAUCACCUUCACCACAUAAAUAAAUAUUUACAUCAGGGCGUGUUUUCCCAUCUCUUGAAUAUAUAAAAUUCAACACAUAUUGUCUACCGAAAUGAUCUCUAAGCUUAUCCAGUGGAUGGUGAAGCUGCUUCCUCUAGUCCUUACAAUCUAUCCCACUAUUCAAUAGAGGGGCAGUAUUGUCAUUUCCUGCUUCCUUGCUUUCGUUUAAAACACUCCAUAUUCUUGACAUAACCAUUGGUAACAGCUCUUCUGCAAUAGUGAAUGCAGUUCCUAAAAGGGCAAAUUGUUGGGAAUCUGUUUUAGCUUUAAAAGGUACAGCUUCUUUUAACUCCACUAAACUGUCAUCUUCAGAAGGUUCAGGUAAAGCUUUUAUGAGUUCAUCCAUGUAUUGAUCAAAAAGUUUUAGAAUUCUUGUUAAAAUAUUUCCUCCAAAGUGUAACAUUACUAGGCGUGUUAGUUGCUCCACUAUAUCCUGUAAAAAUCAUAAACAAGUAAUAUGAUGAAAGUAAAUUUCUAUAAGUUAAGUACUCAUUUUUUAUGGUCUAGCAAGAUGGCAUGGGAAUCCCCUGCAGAACACGCCAUGACAUGGGUGGGAAUGUAUAUUUGCCUAGCAUCUUUGUUUUGCAUUCUAGCAAUGCCAGCCGAUCUCUUCCGAGGCUUUCGACAAAGGAAGCUCUGGUUUCCAUGCAGAUUUUUUACCAUCAAUUCUGUUUCGAUUACACUAAUAACAAUAUCAAUGAAACUACCAGUGGAUCUAAGCACCACCCUAGCUGAUGAUCAAGACAUUGAAGAAAAGUAUGUAAGCAUUAUUUUCUUGGUCACCAUGUUAGCCAACUUUCUCCCAUCGUUAGGGCUUAUGAAUGACAAGGAACUUCUGCUGAAUACCCUGACCUUAUGUAUCCUCAUAAUCACCAUUAAUGUAAAUAUGUGGCUCCAAUUUAUUAGUACUUUCUGGGCAGCCAGAUUUGUCAGACCAAUAAUCAUUUUAUUGAUUCAUUCAAUUCCAUGGCCAAUUUCAGUAGCCUUGACAGUUCCAGCAUCUAGAAGAGUUUUACAACAACGAUACAAGGAGUUGCAUAGUUUGGCUUCUAACCAUCAACAAAUAAACUUCUCCAGCAAGAAACUCAUACAUUAUGUUAAAAAGUAUUGAAUGAUGGCAGAGACUGGUAACCCCCAAUUUGCAAUUGCUUGUUCACUGGUCUCCUCUCACUACUAGAAAAAAGGGUGUUUUCCUACGGAUAAUAGCUACGGAAAAUUUCCGUAGCUAAUUAGCUACGGAUUAGCUACAGAAUGGGACGCCCUAAUUUAGUAACGGAAUAGCUACGGAAUAGCUACGGAAUGACUACGGACGCAAUUCCGUAGCUAUUCCGUUGCUAAUUAGCUACGGAAUAGCUACGGAAUCACUACGGAUGCAACUCCGUAGCCAUUCUGUAGCUAAUUAGCUUCGGAAUAGCUACGGAAUAGUUACGGAUGAUAACUUGUAGCUAUUCCGUAGCUAAUUAGCUACAAAAUGGCUACGGAAUAGCUACGGAUAUAAUAUUAAACCAUUAAAUGAAUAAAGGAUCUCGAAGGUGCAAACGACUGUAUCAACACUAUUAAUGACUAUAAGUUGUUGAAAAUAAAGAUAAUCGUUUAUAAUAGAGGUGGGAAAAAAACGAAGAGAAAAAAACGAUGUUUAAUGCCCGGAAAAUCAAAAAUAACAAAAAUCUGUAGCAACUCCGUAGCUAAUUAGCUACAGACUAGCUACGGAUUUUUUUUUAUUUUCUAUUUUUCGGGCACCAAAUGUCGUUUUUUUUACACCUCUACUAUACAUGAUUAUCUAUACUUUCACCAACUUAUAGAUAUUAAUAUCAUUCAUAAAGUCGUGUGCACCUUCGGGAUCAAGUAUUCGUUUCAUAGUUUUAACAAUGUAAUUACUAUACUUUUCACCAAAUUGUGAUGAAUUUAUUUUUGUAUAUGUAUAUUUACAUACAUGAAAGAGUUGUAGCAUA
Lactuca sativa (garden lettuce) is the source of this 6443-nucleotide messenger RNA. RefSeq lists its product as uncharacterized. NCBI's taxonomy places the organism in Eukaryota, Viridiplantae, Streptophyta, Magnoliopsida, Asterales, Asteraceae. The record is from RefSeq and is a predicted model, not a curated record.